Messenger RNA from Helobdella robusta, 5190 nucleotides. RefSeq lists its product as hypothetical. Gene Ontology annotation, cellular component: MLL3/4 complex. Bases 1 to 5190 code for a protein of 1729 amino acids. Gene Ontology annotation, molecular function: protein binding. The record is from RefSeq and is a predicted model, not a curated record. The transcript is spliced from 12 exons. Lineage: Eukaryota; Metazoa; Annelida; Clitellata; Rhynchobdellida; Glossiphoniidae.
AUGUCAUUCAAUGACACGCAAAAUAUAGAGAUUCCAGACGAUUCUGCUGAUGUUGAUGGCGAAGAAGAUGAAUUCGUGUUUGGCAAAAAUCCGGUUGGUCAUUUAACGAUCUUUACUGAUAGCAAUGAAGAUGUGUGCCACAAAAGAUACGACAUCUACAAAGGUUUGAAUGCAAUAGGCAGAGCACAUGAGUGUAGCAUCAGACUUGAAUCCAUAUCAAGUGAGCAUUGUUGUAUUGAGUUCGUUCAGAACACGCAUCUAAUAUGGGACCAAAAUAGCAGGAAUAAGACUAAGAAGAAUAAGUUAACUCUAAUUCCGUUAGUGAAGUAUCAGCUGCUGGACGGUGACGUCCUGACGUUCGGCGAUGUCCGGGCCCAGUAUCACUAUCAUAACCCGGCCUGCGAUGGUGGCGGUGAUAAUGAUGAUGAUGAGGUCAAUGUAGAUGACGUCAUUCAUAACGAUAGCACUGUUAAUGAUAUCAAUAAUAAUGAUGAUGGUGGUGGUGGUGGUGCUGAUGAUGAUGUCGAAAAUGGUGAAAUUGUAGUAGUGGGCGGUAAGAACAAUAAUGAUGAUGGAAUUGUGACGAUGACGAUAGCGAACAAGAAGCGAUCCCCCUCGAGCGAAUCGUUGAAAACAUUAGCAGCAGCCGAUGCUGCCACGACAACGGCGACGACGAUGACAUCAUCGUCGUCACUAUUUCACUCACCCCUCACUAUUUCAUUCACUCCAUCACCGACAUCGUCAUCAUCACCGUCGGCGGCCGCGCUAGUAGUAGUCGCAGCAGUGGUAGCCACAGCAGCAGCUGAUAUCGUCAAUAAUUCUAACGUCGGCCUAGCCUUAUUGGAUAGUAGUAGUAGUAAUAAAAGUAAUGAUGAUAACGAUAGUGAUGGUGAUAGUAAUGAUGAUGAAGGUGGUGGUGAUGAUGAUGGUAAGACCCCUUUUGCAUCGCCAACACCAUCGCCACGAACAUCAUUAUCAUCAGCAGCAGAAGCAACGGUGACAAUUACGUUAUCGUCAUCUAUGACGUCAUCGGCUAUAAUAUCAUCAGCUGCCGAAGCAACGACAUCAGCCACAAAAGCGACAUUUAUUUUACCGACGUUACUAAUUGAGAAAACUGAGUUAACAUCGUCAUCACCAUCACCGCCAACAACAUCGUCAUCAUCAUCAACACCAACAACAUCAUCAUCAAGAGUGCCAACAACUACAACAUCAUAUUCCGAAGACAUUAACAACAACAACAACAUCAACAACAAUAGAAUCAAUAUUUUCGCAUUUGAUACCCAAGAUAUAUAUGACGAAAACAACAACAACAGCAACAACAACAACAAAAGAUCAUCAUCAUCACCACCAAACAACAACUCCAUCGUCAUCACAUCUCCAGGCAAGAACAACAACAUCAGCAAAAUUCUUUUUGCUUUGGACACACAAGAUAUGUUCAACAACAGCUACAACAUCAACAACAACAUCAACAACAACAACAUCAACAACAACAACAACAACAAAUCAUUAUCAUCAUUUAACAGAACAACCACAUCACAACAACGUCAUCAACAAACAUCAUCGUCAUCAUCGCAGUCACCGAGGCCUGUGAUGCCAUUUCCGCUUCCGACAUCGUCGUCGUCAUCGCUGCCGCUAUCGCCCAUUCUAAAUUUAGUAACGGAAAUCCCGGAGACGCCGGAAAAGGAAAUAGGACGGGAUAGUUAUUACGAAAAGGGUGAUGGUGACGCCGUUGAUGACGUCAUUGUUACGAAGUUAUAUUACAGUGAUGGUAAAAAUGCUACUACUACUACUACUGCUGCUACUACUACAACUACUACAACUGCUGCUACUACUACUACUACUACUGCUACUACUUCUGCUACUGCUACUACUACUACUACUGCCGCUGCUACUACUACUACUACUACUUUUAGUAAUAGUAACAGCAAAAUGUCUCCUAGUUAUAAUAGUAAAGAUCUUUCAUCUAGCAACAAUACCAUUGCUUAUAAUUUUAGUAGCAAUAAUAAUAAUAAUAAUAAUAAUAAUAAUAAUGACGACGAUGAUGAUAGUCAUGAUGAUGGUGAUGAUGAUGGUGCUGGUUAUAAUGAUGGUGAUGAUGAUGAUGGUGAUGGUGGUGGUGAUAAUGAUGAUGAUGUUACUACUACUACUAUUACUGUCGCCACUGCUGCCGGCGGAAGAAGUAGUAACCUGUUUAAAAAUCUUUUCGCCGACGAUGACGACGACGAUGUUGAUGACGUCAUUAAUAAUAAUAAUAACAAUAAUAAUAAUGAUAAGAAUAAUAAUAAUAAUAAUGAUGAUGAUAAGGGCUUUAAGAGUGACAAUGACUGCAUGUUGAAUACUAAACAAAAGCCUUGUUUAUCAUCACCGCCAGCUUUUGUAAAGUUAUCAUCAUCACCACCGUUAGGUGUGUCGUCGUCAUCAUCGACAUCAACAGCCACAAUGGCAUCAGCAGCAGCAGUUGUGGUAGUGGCAGCUACCACAUCGACCACAUCAUCAUUAUCGCCAGCGAUAUUACCAACGUUAACAUCAUCAGCUAGAAUCUCACAGGCAGUAACUACUACUACAGCUACUGCAGCAGCUGCUGCUGCUGCUGCUCCUACUACUGCCGCUAUUCUUAUUGAUACUUUUACUUGUAGUUACAGUGUCAGUAAAGAUAAUGUUAAUGAUGGUAAUGAUAAUAUUAAUAAUAAGAAGAAGAAAGAGAAGGGUGAUGAAAGCAACAUUAAUGAUUUCGUGUUUUCAAAAGCAUAUUCCAGAAGGUCUUCUAGACGAGUUGCUAUCAAGUCGUCAUCAUCAUCACCAUUCGCGCCGCAUUUGACAUCAUCAUCACCACCACUGACUACAACGACAUCAUCAUCGCCACCACCACUGACUACAACGACAUCAUCAUCAUCACCACUGACUACAACGACAUCAUCAUUACUGCCUGAAACAACAUUGGCAAAACCACCACCAUCAUCAUCAUCAUCGCCAUCACUUCAGAAGCCAGCAUCGCCAGUGAAGCGCAACCACAAGUCGUUCAAAAAGCGUAAACUGUACCAGCCAAAAGAAUCAACCUAUCAACUCGAUUGCAGCCAGCCAAUAGGAAUGCAGGACGCGUCGUCAUUGUUACAUCAAAAAACUGCUGAUACAACUACUAAUGAUAAAGCGACAACAACAGCAACAACGACAGCAACAACAACAUCAUUGUUGUCACCAUCAGAAACAUCCUCUUCUGCAUCAACUGGAGUUGAUCAGAGCUCAAAAUCAUCCUCUGCUUCUGUAGCCUACAAACGUGCUGGUAAUGCUGAUGGCUGUGCGAGCGGUAAUAAGAUGAAUAGCUACAUUCACGAAGCCGUUAGUUUGACCCUGGCCUCCAAAGAAUUCAAAAAGAAAAAGUCUUCCCUAGAACAGAAAAAAAGAGCUAAAAUUUAUUGCUUUGGUGGUAUAAAUACUACUCUAUCUGCCAGGGCUAGUACUGUUACUGCUGCUACUGUGGCUGCUGCUGUGGCUGCUACAGCUACCGUUGAUGCUGCUGCUGCUGCUGCUACUACUGCUACUACUCCAACUACUACUAAUAAUAAAAAGAUCAAGAAAAAAACUUUGAUUACUACCAUUACGAAUGGUGAUAUUGAUGAUGACGGUGGUAAUGAUGAUAGCAUCAAUAAUAAUAAUAGUAAUAAUGAUAAUACUACUACUACUCUUAAUAAUAAUGAUAAUAAUAAUAAUAAAUAUAAUAAUAAUGAAAAAUUUGAAUCUGGAAGACGAAAGCCCAAAUCUAGGGAGAAGAGCGGUACCUCUACUAUGAGUAACAAGAAAAAAAAUAAUAAUUUUGGUGAUGAGAAUGAUGAUGAUAGUGAUAAUAAAAAUAAUAAUAAUAAUAAUAGUAGUAGUAGCGUUAGGGUAAGUGAGAGGCUGACGAAAGGCAAGCGUAGGCACGACGACGACUUUGUUUUUAAGAAAGAGAGGUUGUCGUCCUCUGUUCAGCUGCCGAGAUGUCAAGUUGGGAGGAAGCCUAAUAAGGAUAAUAAUAAUGAUAAUAAUAAUAAUGAUAAUAAUAAUAAUGAUAAUAAUAAUGAUGAUGAUGAUAAUAAUGAUGAUGAUGAUGAUGAUGAUGAUGAUACUAAUUUAGCUAAAGAUAAUGCUGAUGAGGAUGAUGAUGAUGAUGAUGUGAACAACAACAACAAUAGUAAUAAUAGUAUUAGUAAUGAUAAUAGUAUUAAUAAUAAUAAUAAUAAUAAUAAAACUGCUAAGAGGAAAGUUAAGGCCACGAGAAAAUUCACUCAGAAUAAGAGGAGACGCCAUGUUGGAAAAGAUGGCGACUACGACGAUGAUGAUGAUGAUGUUGUCUUCAAUAAUAACAAUAAUAAAAAUAAAGUGGAUAAUAAUAAUAAAGUUAGUGAUAAUAAUAGCGAUGCGGUUUUGAUUAAAGUUGAGUGCAGAGAUGAAAGUGAUAACAACGAAGAAGAAAGUGGCGACCAAUUAAAACCAAAGGACGAUCUAGACGUUGUUUCUACCAGCCAAUCAAAAUCAAGCAAGUCGAGACGUGGUCUAGAUACUACGCUCGGCAACCAAUCAAAAUUGAGUAGCUCAAAGUCAAGGACGGGUGCCGACCAAUCAAUGGCUGAUUACAGUUUUACUGAUGGAAGUAGUAGGAGAAAUAGAGGCAAAAUGGAAAAACCCAGAGUCCUCUUCACUGGCGUCAAUAGCGAGGAAGGAUUAAAAAUUGUCAAAAAGCUGGGAGGCUUCGAGGCUAAAUCGACACUCGACUGCACUCACCUUGUGACCAAUCAGCCCGUAAAAAGAACGAUAAAAUUCAUGUGCGUAUUGGCCAGAGGUCUGCCGAUAGUAAAAUACGACUGGCUGUACAAAUGCAACGCCGACAACAGAUUCUCAGAUCCAUGGGACUUCCUGGUAAGCGACAAAGAGAUGGAAAAACGCUACAAAUUCAACCUGAAGAGGUCACUGCUGAGAGCUGGCCAGCAGAAGUUGUUCCAGGGGAUGAGUUUCUACAUCACUGACAAUGUCACGCCAGUUAAAGCAGAAUUGAAAGAUAUAAUAGAAUCCGCUGACGGGAAGGAUAAAAAAAUCUUUGACGAUUUAGAAUCUUUGGGUUUUCCCGUCGUCGGCUCGGAGUUUGUCAUGACCGGUGUACUUAGGCAGUGCCUAGAUUUGGAAGAGUUUCGAAUUGACAGCAGCAGAAGAAAAUAA